This is a messenger RNA of Camellia sinensis, 3093 nucleotides long. Lineage: Eukaryota; Viridiplantae; Streptophyta; Magnoliopsida; Ericales; Theaceae. The record is from RefSeq and is a predicted model, not a curated record.
GAAAUUUCAAUGAAGUAUACAUGAGUGUGAACUUUGAAAAUCCAAAGAGGAGAAACCCUAUUCAGAGAAACCAUUUGAAAAUCAAAAUUGGAGGAACCCUCCUAUUCCUCUCUCGAUCUUGACUCGAUUCCUUGCCAUUUGGUCCGCCGGCGGCUUUGACGUUGUGCAAUAGCUCGCUCGCGGAUGAUUGAAGGUUUCUCUUCUCCAUCUUAUGCUCAGUUUGGCAGCGAACGACUUCAACUUCUCAGUUCUCAGUCUCAGUCCGACGGUGAAGCUCGAGCUAUCAGGUUAUUGUAGUGAUGGACCAGGGUCUAGCUGAUCCUACUGUGUUAACGCUACAAUAGUCUCACCGAUCCUCUUUAGCAUGAACUGCCUCGGAUGAUGUUGACUCCGUUAUACUUACGUGUCAAUGUCGUGAGGCUACGAUAACACGUAUGGGACGCCCUGAUGCACGCAUAGUCCUAUACUUGUAGCGAGUAGGAUUUUCUGGACUCAUCCAUGUGCCGUUCAUACAGUUAGAUUGGCAUCUUAUUACUGCACUAGUAGAGAGGUGGCGAUCGGAGACACACAUAUUUCACUUAACAUCUGGAGAGGCAACCAUCACAUUGCAAGAUGUCAGUAUCUUAUUUGGACUACGGGUUGAUGGUAACACUGUUAUAGGGAAUACUGGUUAUGAUUGGCUUGCUGUAUGCAAUCGUCUUCUAGGGACAGUUCCAUCUACCAACCAGCUCAAAGGGUCGAGGUUAAACAUGAUGUGGCUUUCCCAGACUUACGGUAACUUACCCAUUGAUGCUGAUGACGUCACAGUUCAGCGCUAUGCUAGAGCAUUCAUUCUCCAGCUUUUGGGUGGCAGCAUUUUUGUAGGCAAAUCUGGUAAUAUGGUGCAAUUGAUGUUUUUACCUUUACUAGAGAACUUUGAUGCUGCUUGGGAAUAUAGUUAGGAGAGUGCAACACUAGCUUGGUUGUAUCGAGAGUUAUGUCAUGCAUCUUGCGAACAUAUGCAUGACAUUUCUGGUUUCCUCAUCCUUGUUCAAAUCUGGGCAUAGUAUAGAUUUCCCCACAUUGCUCCGUGUCGUCUUCUUAGACAACCAAUAGCGGACGGUCCGCUCAUCACACGGUAUUAAUCAUUUAUAUGUUAUUAUAUUUUAAUUUACUAUGAUUAUUUAGACAUUAUUAUAGUAGGGUAAUGCACCAAUAAAUCCUAGAUUGUGAACUUAUGCACUAAUUGGUCCUGAAAGAUUUCUUAUAGAUGAGGAGGUCCUAUUAUACCCAAAAUUACCAAUAAGGACAAACGGAUUGUAGGGCUGUGUUACAAAGUGAUGGACAGUAAUGUUAUUUUACAAUUAACGAAAUUACAAAAUUGGGUAGCAUUCAUUCCCUUUCUGGUCGGUGUUGAAGCUGUGGAAAUGGAAAGAUUUUGGUAAUCAACGUUAAUGGUUUGAACAUUGGGUUUUUGGUAAUGGAAAUUGUAGUGUGACGUUUACGUCCCCGAAAAUGAAGGAAGUAAACCCUAGUCGUAGAUGUGGAAAACCCUAAAACAUCAUUUGGUGCCUUCGAUUCGGUAGUUGUGUGUAGGAUUUGUGAAGUGAAGGGUUAAUCGAACGGUGCUUGGUGAACGGCAUUUGCAAUAUCCUAUUUUGGUGCGAAAACAUUUCGUGAAGGUGUGUGAAGUUGGAACAACGUAACAUGGUGAAGAAUCAAUCAGUUGGCGGGAUGCAUUUAAUGUUCGAGAGAUUUCCACUCAUGUCCUUCGUCAAUAUCGUUAUUCCUUGGACAGACAAACCUUUGCACAGAUGGUGUAGCGACCUUACAGUACUGAGUUGAUUGAGGGGCUUCCACCAUAUUUUUCGGAUGGUGCAGAUAUAUGGCAAUCAGUAGUUCCAUUGAUCUGUUUUUUCAUUGUCGAGAUGCACCAUCCUGAUAGCGUACAACGACAAUUUGGAUUUUGCCAGACUAUAUCCCACAAUUGUGACACUUUCAUUGCUCUUUAUGACCUCGAUUUACGUGGGGACCAAAACUAAAGAUUGGGUGAAACAUCACAAAGAGUGGAUUCAAUUAUGGGAUCAACACCGAACCCGCAUUGCUAUAGGUGAACCAUGGGAUGGUAAUAUGCAUGAUGAUGAUCCUUACAUGGUAUGGUAUCUACGUAUCACUCGUCGAUACAUUAGUCGUGCUGCAUGUACAUUUGAUUUCGUGGUUUGUAUUGAGGAAAUUAAAGAGGCUAAUGGGCUUAUUGGGGACACCAUCUAUGCUGGCAAGCAGAGGAAAAGAGGAGACCCUUGCCCAAUUACAUGGAAAAGGUUCAAAAUGAUAUUAAUCAAACUAUGUGAGAUAUUCUAUUGGAUUGGUUGGUUGAGGCUGCAGAGGAAUACAAACUUGUCUCGGACACCCUUUAUCUCAUUGUAUCCUACAUUGACAGAUUCCUAUCUCAUCAUGCUAAUUUUCACCAGGACUUCUCAAGAGAAUUGCAAUAACUUAACAUUGAAAAACUACUUAGGUUAUAGACCAUCAGAAUUGAAAGAAUGUGUCCUUGCCAUUCAUGAUUUGCAAUUGAGUAGUACAUGCAGCAUAAGUUCAAGUGUGUUACAGCUUUGUCAUCUCCCUCACAAAUCCCUGUGAGUUAUUUCAAGCCCAUCUAUGAAUAAGCAUUGAUGAGAUUUCAGAGCAGUCAACCUCCAAUUUUGUAAUGAGAACUUGUGGAGUGGAAUGGAAUUUACUCAUUUUAGAGAACUGGUGGAAUAUCAAUGGAAGGCAUUGAUGGCUUACAUGUUAGAUUCUUGUUAUGUGGUACACAUGAUCAAUAACUCUGGAUUUGGAAUAGGAUGCAGAUCUUGUUGGUUAUUGCUCUGCUCAGAUCUAGUGUUUGUUAGUCCACUAUUAGCAUGAGACAUAUACUUGUAUACAUCAGUAGUGAGAACAAAACAUCAUUGUUUUCCAAGAUUUGCUGUUUUUUAAAUUUCUUUUUUUCAAAUCUAAGCAGUCCAGUAACUUUUGGAUGAUGUUCAAUUCCACAGCUGAGAUAGUGGUUGUGCAAGUCAUGACCUUUUGGUAUUAGCAAUUAUGCUUAAAUAAUAGUUUGGAGAUUUAGAUGGA